Molecule: messenger RNA, 240 nt
Organism: Plasmodium vinckei vinckei
Lineage: Eukaryota; Apicomplexa; Aconoidasida; Haemosporida; Plasmodiidae
Product: fam-c protein
Exons: 2
Coding region: 1-240 (79 amino acids)
Source: RefSeq, a predicted model, not a curated record
AUGAAUGAUCGAUCUAAGACAUCUGACUUAAGAAGUAGAAUAAUUCGUGCUAUCAAAAAAAUAAACAGAAGUAACAAAAAAAAUGUUAUAGAAUCUCAACGAGAAACCCAAUUAAAUAACAAUAAUAAUAACGAUUUUGAUUAUGAUAAAGAUGAAUGUGUUGAUUAUUACACCCAUUUAAGUGAUAAAGUGUACAAGCCAGUUCCAUGGUGUUGUGGUUUGAUUACUUAUUAUGGUUAG